CGACUUAUCUCGCACCCGCCUUGACGUCCAUCGCGUCCCUGACACCAAGCAGAAGGGGCCUCAAAAUUUGGUUGUAGUUUUGUGUUUAGCUAACUAUAAGCCAGCUGUUUUUAUUUCAAGGGACUAUUCGACCAACCUAAACAGAAAGGCAAUGCCACGAAGGGCGCUACGCUGCGUUGUAGAUCUGAAACUGAAGGCUGUGACGGCCCCUGGAGUGUGGCUGCCCAGUAGGGAAGAUGUCUAUGUCAGCAUCAGUCUGUUUGGUCAAUACAGAAACACUUGUCUCGUAGAGUCUGUGUUUCCAUUAAUCAUUCGAGAAGACUUCACUUUUGAAAAGACUUACUAUACUGCUCUGGACCCAGCAGAAGUUGUUGAUUAUUUGGAUGAUGAAUUGAUAGUAUUGGAGUUGCUACAACUAUCCGAGUUUGGAGGAGCUAACAGACUUGCCUCUUAUUCAUCAAGUGCUCGUGACUUCCUCUACCCUGCUCCGUCUUUGGCACCUUGCUAUGCCUCUGGAGCACGGGAAAUACUCUUCCAUAGGUCCAUUGAUUUUCCUGGUAUUUCUCCAAAACUAGAGUUUGUUUCUAUUACCAACAUCAAAGAAUCUCUGUCACCAGAACUGGAUGCUCUAGAAGAUUCAAUUAAAGACGAGAGGAGAUCUAGAAGGCGUUCUCGUUCACGCAGUAGAUCUCGUCCAGCAAGUCGUCCUUCAUCUCGGGCCUCUAUGAGGACUUUUGUAGACGUGGACCCGGCAGAGGACCUUAAAACCUACCACAAGCCAACCAUUUCUUCUGUUUGUCAUUCUAGGUCACCCUCCCCUGCCGCACGCUGGAAGAGCGAUGACGCCCUGGUUCCUCGACUCAGCAGUACCGAGGGAAGACCUCCAUUUGUUGUCCGCCAUCUAGAAAAAUCCCUCAUUGGAAGAAUUCCUGGUGAUGAUGGUGGUGUAAAAGCCAAAAGUAAAAAGAAAGUCAAGCGAGGAAGAUCUCGAUCUCGAACCCGCUCUGUCAGUGCUAUGUCAGAUUCUGGGGGUUACUAUAGUGAUUACUCCAGUUAUCCUAGUUUAACACACAAAUACCGCUUAAAGAAGACCUCCUCAUUGGAUGAUGAAGAUCCCCUCCCGAGAGUCUCUCCCAAACAGUUCCUCAGUGACGAUGAUGAUGCUGAGGUGGCAGCACUGACUGGUUCUUUGGAUGAUCUGCGUCUCAGCCGUCGAUCUCGCUCCCCAAGCCCCCUGUUGUAUCGCCCUUCCUUGAGAGAGAGGUAUGGAUUACGCCCCCUUACACCCACAGAAAAACUUGAUCUAGACAUAAGAGUGGAACAAGCUCUACGUCGGAGCCGAUCCAGAGAACGACUAGCACGUCUGGAGCUGGAGGAAUCUCGCAGCAGAUCCAGGGAAAGACGGACAAGACUAGAGUUGGAACGCGCCCGGAGUAGAUCCAGGGAGCGAAUGGCCAGGCUGGAUCUAGAGCUGGCAGAGAAGAGACGAGAACGACUGGCUCGCGAGGAGCUGGAAGAGUCCCUGCGAAGAGCCCGAGCCAGCCCAUGUCGAGUGCAUUUGGACGAUGGAACAUAUUGGUCAGAAAGAGCAGCAAAAUUUCAAGGAAAAUCUCAUCGUCAGGUUUUUAAUGAUAGUCUUAGUAAGCUGUACUCCAAGAUGUACCGGAGUGCACUGCAGGCGAAGCCGUGAUAGUCCUUACCUCAGUAGUCUGAUCAGCUGUGAUAUUAGAUAGUGUCUGUAUUUAUUAUGUUUUAAGGAUAAAAGCUACAUGACUCCAAACUGUUCCUGUGAUAGAAAACCUUCAUUAUACAAACCAUGGUCCUGUUUAUGUCAGCCAUUUUCAACUGUUCACAGUUAACCUGAAUUAGGAUAUACUCUCAGCUCCUGCAAGUUUUGCCAGUUAACUGUUUUUUGUGUCAUGACUUUUAUUCCAGCUUGUUGUGUUUGACAAUACUCUGUAGGGUGGCCAGUUUGAUGUUUGAUUUUGGGGGGAGGUGAAAGUAAAAGCAACAACCAGCAUCUGUUCCUGCGGGAAUGGAAGCUGGUGUUGCCAUGGGGAUUGUUGGUUCCGAUGGUUUAGGAGUUGGCUGUGGGUUACACAGGGUUGACUGUCCUCUCUCUGUCUCUGACUAAUAAAUUAUAUUUAUCAAUUUGUCUCAUUUAGUUAGCACCAGCCUACACAUGAAUGAUUGUAUGGAAUUAAACUUGAUUAUUUUGCUUUUUUAUUUAUAUCUAUAUAAUAUUUUUUUUUUAUUUAUGUCUACUAGAAUACAUUAAUUGCAGCAUUUAAUUAUAAUAAAUACUUAUAUAUUGAA
This is a messenger RNA of Magallana angulata, 2316 nucleotides long. Its product is annotated as spermatogenesis-associated protein 6-like. The record is from RefSeq and is a predicted model, not a curated record. The transcript has 13 exons. Gene Ontology annotation, molecular function: myosin light chain binding. Bases 152 to 1690 code for a protein of 512 amino acids. NCBI's taxonomy places the organism in Eukaryota, Metazoa, Mollusca, Bivalvia, Ostreida, Ostreidae. Gene Ontology annotation, biological process: spermatogenesis.